UGCGCUCCCGAAGGGGCGGAACCAGGCCGGUUGCGCGCGCAGAAGGCCAGCGUACGGGAGCGGUGCAAGAUGGCAGCGUCCUUGUUCCGAGCUUCGCUGAGGGGCGGGAGAACCGGCGUCCAGCCGGGCUGCGGGCUACGGUGGCUGGUGAGGGCGCUGAGCCUGGAGAGCCAGACCCAGGGGCCUCCUGAUUACCCCAGCUUUGUGGAGUCUGUGGAUGAAUACCAGUUUGUGGAGCGCCUGUUACCCCCUACUCGCAUCCCGAAGCCCCCAAAGCAUGAACAUUAUCCCACUCCUAGUGGCUGGCAGCCACCCAGAGACCCCCCACCUAACCUGCCCUACUUUGUGAGGCGCUCUCGUAUGCACAAUAUCCCUGUCUACAAGGACAUCACACAUGGCAACCGCCAGAUGACUGUGAUCCGAAAGGUGGAGGGGGACAUCUGGGCCCUGCAGAAGGAUGUGGAAGAUUUUCUGAGUCCACUGCUCGGGAAGACACCAGUCACCCAGAUCAAUGAGGUGACAGGUACCCUGCGGGUCAAGGGCUACUUUGACCAGCAGCUCAAAGCCUGGCUCCUGGAAAAGGGCUUCUGAGGCCCACCUGAGCAGCCUGCCUGACAGCGUUCCCCACAGCUAGAGUCUGGGGUGGGGGCGGGCCAGGAGGGAGAUGGCUGUAGGACCAACCAGGACAGCAGGUAUAAAUGGCAGGGCUGAGAGCGUCGACGGGUUAAAUGAGGGCUGAGGGCUUCAGAGCAGGCCUUGCUCACAUUAAGGGGGAACGGGACCCUCUACACAGGGGCCAGCACUGGGGGCGGGCUGUCUGACAUUGGACCCUACCUUCGUUGGAGCUCACUGGGCUCAGCUCUUUAAAUUCUGAAGGUUGCUGACUGCCCCUCUGGGGGAAUAGCCCAAUCCAGUUCAGGGCAGGGUGGCACAGGGCAAACGCACUGAGCACCUGCCUUCCUUGGCCCUCAGACCCUCACUACCACAAAUACCCUUAAGCCCUUGCUCCAGGCCAGACCCGGCUUGGUGGAGGCUACGGAGGACACAGGGAACUCAGGCGUGGGUCCUAGAGGUCUUCAUUUCCCAGCGCGGUCCUGGGCAUAGGCAUAAAGCACCCACGUCAGCCCCUUGGCUUGUUCUUUUCACCCUUGGAGAAGGCGGCCCAGUGGCCUUUGCUCCAUUCUAGGCCAGAGUUGGGCGUGACUAGGUUUCUAGCUCCAGGAAGCUAAGUGGUUAGCUUUAGCUGGUCUGUCCACGAGGGGGUGCUUGGGAGAUUCUAGCGGUCCAGCGCAGAGCAAGCCAUUCUUGCCAGCUUCCUGACCUGGUGUCAGGGGUGGUCAGGGCCUUUGCGGGAAAAAAGAUGCUGGCCUUCUGCCCCUGUCAUCAUUCCCAUCCCACUCUGGGCCCGUGGGCCUUCACACUUGCUCCGUCCUUGGGAGUUCUAAAAGCUUAACUCUCUGGGGCUUGGUUUCUUCGUCUGGAAAAUGGAGAUACUGUUGUAAUGGUUUAAUGUCUAAAGAAACCGUCACCCCCCCCCCCCCGGGAUUCUCCAGUCUACAGCCUGAGCAAGAAGACCACUCCCGGCACACUGACCCCAUGACACUAGCUCCACCGGUCAUUAAUGCAAGUCUUUAUUUGGCGGUAUAUACAAUUUGAGCUAUUAAAAUGUGUACAAUAUUUACAAAUUAAAUAAUCAUCUGAAACGGU
Messenger RNA from Felis catus (domestic cat), 1707 nucleotides. RefSeq names its product mitochondrial ribosomal protein L49 (gene MRPL49). The transcript is spliced from 4 exons. Gene Ontology annotation, cellular component: ribosome; mitochondrial large ribosomal subunit. Lineage: Eukaryota; Metazoa; Chordata; Mammalia; Carnivora; Felidae. The record is from RefSeq and is a predicted model, not a curated record. Gene Ontology annotation, biological process: translation. Bases 70 to 591 code for a protein of 173 amino acids. Gene Ontology annotation, molecular function: structural constituent of ribosome.